Molecule: messenger RNA, 465 nt
Organism: Plasmodium gonderi
Lineage: Eukaryota; Apicomplexa; Aconoidasida; Haemosporida; Plasmodiidae
Exons: 2
Coding region: 1-465 (154 amino acids)
Source: RefSeq, a predicted model, not a curated record
AUGAGUCCUCUAAUAGUAGAUACCUAUGAUUGCGUCUAUUUAAGACCACAAGCAACCAGCACCUAUUAUUAUCCCUUGGGAAUGACGUGGAAAUAUGUGACAAGUUCGAAAUCAAGUGGAUGUUUUGGUAGUACAAAAAAAUAUACUUUGACCCCAGAAAUAUACUACUACCCAUAUUACUAUUAUUAUGUUUAUUACACUCCCGCCGAAUUGCCCACUAUCACUAUAUGCGACAAAAAAAAAAGUAAAGAUAAGAAAAAAGAAAAAAAUGAAAACAAGGAAGAGUCAAAAGACAAACUUUCAAAGGAAGGUAGUGAUAGCGAGGAAUCAUCAAAAAAUAGUUCAGGCAAAAAAAAGUAUGAAUAUGUUGAUAGAGAAAGGGUGGUGAAGACUUAUGUACCUGUAGUAGAACCCUUUUAUUACACCAGCAGUUACUACGUUCCACGUGCAAUCCUUUUUCCAUAG